CAAUUUGUCACACAUAUAUAUGUUUAGGUCUUGUUCAAGGAUGGGCUGCCAUAGUCAUGGGAAUUCUAUCAGGCAGUGUUCCAUGGUUCACAAUGAUGAUAAUUCACAAGAGGUGGACACCGCUCCAGCAAAUCGACGACACACUCGGUGUCUUCCACACCCACGCUGUCGCUGGCUUCCUCGGUGGCACCCUCACCGGCCUCUUUGCAGAGCCCACACUUUGCGCCCUCUUCUUGCCCGUCACAAACUCUAGAGGCGGCGUCUAUGGCGGCUCUGGUGGAAUCCAAUUCCUCAAACAAAUCGCCGGUGGCUUAUUUAUUAUCGGGUGGAACCUCGUGAUCACAUCGAUCAUUUGUGUUGUGAUUAGGUUGGUGAUUCCGUUGCGAAUGACUGAUGAACAGUUGAAGAUUGGUGACGAUGCAGUGCAUGGGGAGGAAGCGUACGCGUUAUGGGGUGAUGGGGAGAAGUAUGAUGCAACCAGACAUGGAGUCUACGCCGAUGAUACGAUUCAUCAAAAGACCUCCAUUGGUGCAACUCAAGUGGUCUAAUCUUGUCGCUACGUAAAACAAUUUCUUCUCUCUCUUGUCAUUAGGUCAUGUUUGAGACUCUUAUGUCUUGAAAUUCUCAUAGAAUUUUAUGAUUAGAAAUUCAUUGAGACAGAGAGAUAAAAGAGAUUUAAGACUAAAGAUGUCUCGUCUCUUUCCCCUUAUUCUCCUUCUAUUGAUUGUUAAAAGAAGUGAUUUAGAAAUUGGGGAACCAAUAUUCAUGUAUUUGUGAAUGAUGGGUGUGAAAAGUUGUUGAUUUAUUGUAGUGUGCAUUUUGUGAGCUUAAAGGUUGUUAAUGAAACAUAGAUUGGAGUUCAAUUGAUGUAGCAUUUGGAUUCAAUUUAGAAUUUUAUUUAUUUAGAAUGAUGUAAUAGUUUGGG
Molecule: messenger RNA, 925 nt
Organism: Camellia sinensis
Lineage: Eukaryota; Viridiplantae; Streptophyta; Magnoliopsida; Ericales; Theaceae
Source: RefSeq, a predicted model, not a curated record